AUGAGUUCUGUAACAUCGGUCGAUCCGCUUGACUCGCUCAGUCCAUCCAGUGGAGAAGAGGACGUCGAUAAACAGAAUAACACCGCUAUAACAUAUUCGCUUCCACACUCCCCUUCGCUGGUUAAUCGAUCCUGUCCUGGUCAAGCCACACCAACCAUAUCAAAUUCAUCCUCUUCUGUUUCUUCCGUCCAUUCUUAUACCUCCCUAUUUAAGCUUAUUGACUCCUCCCUCUUCAACUGCCACUAUGCUCUGUUCUACCUUUUUAAACCUUCGGGCACUGAAGUCUGGGAAUAUUUAGCCAAGCGUCUUUUCGACUUUCGGACAAGUGAAGUGGACUUUUAUUUCCCCCAAAUUCUAAUCCUUUUCCAGCGGUCCGAGGAAGGUAACCGAUGUCUCCUACCAUAUCUCUCCUAUCGGUUAGUUAUUUAUUUCUUUGUAACUUAUUCAACAUUCCGUUUUGUGUGGCAAUGGUACUGA
This is a messenger RNA of Rodentolepis nana, 477 nucleotides long. The record is from the annotation of a GenBank genome assembly. NCBI's taxonomy places the organism in Eukaryota, Metazoa, Platyhelminthes, Cestoda, Cyclophyllidea, Hymenolepididae.